AAAAACCUCCCCGUGCACAGGAAUGGUAAAAGCACAGUGCGCAUGGAGGACAGUGGUUAGAUGUGGUGCUGUGGAAGUUGAUGAAGAGAUCAUUGGGCUGUGAAACAUUCCCACUUCAACAUGUCUGGGUGCAAAUAGGUCCGUGUCGUGCCCCGGGGCAGCUCACACUCACUCACUGAUGGAAACAGAGGAGAGGGAAACGGGGAAAUCUCUUCGCUCGGGCGGCAGAAGCGCCAUGCGCCGGCGGGGCAGCGUCUGACCGCUUCUCCCGUUUCUCUCCUCUGCUCUCCGGCUGAGAUGUAGCGGUCUCGUCGGGCCCGGCGGAUCAUGAAGGAAGUGGCGCGUUUGGCGUGAAACCCCGAGUCCGACAUGUCUAACGCGACGCCGAGCAAGAGCGUGGAAUGGCUGCAAGUGGAGUUGGAGUCCGGGGGCACUUCCCUGCUGCUGCUGGACUGUCGCUCCCACGAGCUGUACGAGUCGUCCCACGUAGAGAGCGCCGUGAACCUGGCCAUCCCGGGGCUCAUGCUCCGCAGGUUCAGGAAGGGCAACAUCCCCAUCCGGACCAUCAUCCCCAGCCACGAGGACAAGGAGAAGUUCAUGCGGCGGUGCAAGACGGACACGGUGGUGCUGUACGACGAGGGCGCACUGGGCGGCCGGCAGGACAGCGGCGCGCCAACGUCGGUGCUGGGGCUGCUGCUCCAGAAGCUGUGGGAGGAGGGAUGCAAAGCGUUUUAUCUGGAAGGUGGAUUCGUGAAGUUCCACACCGAGUACCCAGAGCACUGUGAGACCCUCCUUGACAGCUCCUGUCCGAGCUCCUCUCCCCCGCUCUCCGUCCUCGGGUUUGGGAAUCUCCGGAUCAGCUCGGACUGCUCCGAUGGGGAGUCCGACCGAGAGCCGAGCAGCGCCACAGAGUCCGAGGAGAGCCCCAUCCCCAGCAAUCAGCCGGCCUUCCCCGUCCAGAUCCUACCCUACCUUUACCUGGGCUGCGCCAAAGACUCCACCAACCUCGACGUGCUGGGCCAGUACAAUAUCAAGUACAUCCUGAACGUCACACCCAAUCUACCCAACAUGUUUGAGCACGACGGCCACUUCAGGUACAAGCAGAUUCCCAUUUCGGACCACUGGAGUCAGAACCUGUCCCAGUUCUUCCCAGAGGCCAUUUCUUUUAUAGACGAAGCUCGAUCGAAGCAAUGUGGCAUCCUGGUCCACUGCCUGGCCGGCAUCAGCCGCUCGGUCACGGUCACCGUGGCGUACCUGAUGCAGAGACUAAACCUUUCCCUCAAUGACGCCUAUGACUUUGUCAAGAGGAAGAAGUCCAACAUUUCCCCAAACUUCAACUUCAUGGGCCAGCUCCUGGACUUUGAGAGGACGCUGGGGCUGAACAGUCCCUGUGAUAACCAGCGAUCCACCAGCGAGGAGCAGCUCUUCUUCACCACGCCGACCAAUCACAACGUCUUCCAGCUGGACACGCUGGGGUCGACAUGAGGAUUGGUGGGACAGGGGUUUUAUUUUCUUGUUUCCUGUGGCGUCUCUGAGGCUUUCUGAGCCUGUGAGGCGCCUAACUAGCUGACACAGGCAGAACAUCAGUUACACAAUAUCUGCACCAAAAGGAACUCCAUUGAUUUGUUAAAGGAGCAGUGCCCGUACGCAGAGAACAAGCUCCAUUCGAUCACGUCUCGAUGCCUUAAUAUCUAACAAAAGGAGGGAGUUUGCCACCCACCAUACAUGGCAUUAACAAAUGGCCAUGUACAGCCAUGACAGCAGGACAUUUCAUAACCUCUCUAUUACAUCUAGGAUUGUUGUUUGACUGUUACUUGUUAUUCACCAGCUGUAAAUUGGAUGUUAAUGUAUUUCUUUGCAUUACUCAUGAUUGUUGCCUUCAUGGUGUAAAAGGAGUCUUUUGCCAAUCAGAAUGUUUUUUGUGGACCAAUUGAAGUGUUUCGAUGGUACUUUGAUGGAAAAUAAGCUACUACAGUGAUCCGGCCUUGAAUCCUCGUCCAGUUUUUCUUCUGAUGACUGCAGCAGCAGAAUGGAGUGACCGCUGAAAGCAGUAUUGCGCAUGCUUUUAGUCAGAAGACCUCAACUAAUAUCUGGUAAACAUCCAGGGUGUUAGAUAAGUGGUCACGAGUUUGCAAAAUACCCAAAUGAAAUCUCGUUACUCUUCAGAAACCCUCCUUUACAUUCCACUGCUUAUAACUGUAUUAUUUGCGUGUGAUUGUGUUCUACCGAGGAGCAUGUUUUGUAACCCUGUUUCCUGUUAUUGUCGAGGCCUUGACCAUACCAUAACAAGAAAUUGGAUGUGGAGGUAUACAGAGUAGGAGCGCUUUUUUUUUUUGCCACAAUUGACAGAAACAAAUGUUUAAGUAAUCAGCGUAUAAAGGAUUGGAUGUCCACCUCGUUUUUUUACUCCGACAGUCUUCAGCCUGCAGCUACUUCUUUCCGUGGCACAGUAAUGUUAAGGGAAACAUGAUGUGUAAUUAGCUGUUCUCCAUUGCCAGUCUCGUCUCCGAACAAAUGAGUGAGCUUGAUGUAUGAGAGGGAAUGAAAGGAAAUGAGUUUGACUAACGUGUUCUUACCUCACCGAGAGACGCUUUCAGGGAUUUUUAUACAAGGCAUCUGUAAUUCGUCAUGGCCUCUUAAAAGUGCAUCCAAGGGCUGUUUUGUGUGCUAUGUUUGUAAAGUUGUACAUAAAAUGUGGUUGUCAUAGGGACACUUUCUCAAAAAUCACGAAGAAUGCGAAAGUGAUCCUAUUUUGGCCCUUAUGUAUAGUGUAUGUAAAACUAAAUGUCCAAGACAUUCUGUACAAGUUUAUACAACAAAUAUAUUGUAUAUUUUUACUUGAA
This is a messenger RNA of Hippoglossus stenolepis (Pacific halibut), 2843 nucleotides long. Its product is annotated as dual specificity protein phosphatase 7. The transcript has 3 exons. The coding region runs from base 370 to 1485 and encodes 371 amino acids. Gene Ontology annotation, molecular function: protein tyrosine/threonine phosphatase activity; MAP kinase tyrosine/serine/threonine phosphatase activity. Gene Ontology annotation, cellular component: cytosol; cytoplasm. The record is from RefSeq and is a predicted model, not a curated record. NCBI's taxonomy places the organism in Eukaryota, Metazoa, Chordata, Actinopteri, Pleuronectiformes, Pleuronectidae. Gene Ontology annotation, biological process: negative regulation of MAPK cascade; protein dephosphorylation.